AUAACAACUAACAUGCAACUUAUUCUGGGACGGAGAUAAAAGGCAAAGAGACAAUCUAAAUUGAGACGGAGGUAGUACAACCCAAUUUGUAUAAUUUUAUCCCUGAUAAACUCUCCGAUAUAUAUUAUAAUGUAUCUACUCCCUCCGUCCUAUAUUGAACUUCCCAUAUUGACUUUUGUUCAUUUUUAAGGGAGUGAAUUUUUGCACUUUGACUUCCAAUUAUACCCUCCCUUUAAAAAAAUGCAGUGCAAAGGCGCUAUGUUCGUUUCUCCGUGGCAUUCUUGAUCGGCAGCAAAGUCGUCGCCGGAAUCGUAGCAUGAAACAGAAGCGUCGUUCCCCUGCUUCGCCGGCGGGACUCUGAAAUUGGUCAGCGCAUCCACCCCAAGGAGCUUGUCGUAGAUCGCCGCGGCUUCCUCAGCCGUUUCCCAACCAAACUCUAACCCGUCGGGUCGGGUCCCGGAUCUCGGCAGCCCAUUUCCCGCAAGGUCGUCGCCUUACGCCCCGGAACUUCCUGACACCGCCGGAGACACCUGAAGGGCCAAGAACAUCUUUCCCCUUCCCUCCUUUCUGCCUCGGUGGAACUAGCUCCAGCGAUCUCUUCCUACGGUUCCGCGCAACACCGCCGUCAGCGGCGGAUCUGAGAUUCAAAUGAGAGGAGGCGGAGAAGUUUAAGAAUGGGGGAGAGGAAGAGAUAAGGUCAAAUGAGAGAAUGAGAGGUGGGCAAUGAUUCAAGGAAGAUAAGGCAUGCGUUGGGGUGGGUGGAGUAAUAAAUAUUUUAACUUUUUAGGGGUAUUAUAGUCAUUACAUAUGCAUUUAAAGUGUGUGGGAAGAUGAUUUUAGGACGGGAAAAAAAAGGAAGUGGGAAAAUCAAUAUAGGACGGAGGGAGUAUAUAUUUGGGUGUGGUCAAAGCGGACUCUAAUAUACUCCCACCUUCCCACAAUUGAUUACAAUGUUUAGCAUUCCCAAAUUAUGAGAACUUUUGUUUAUUUGUGCAUUUUCAUUAAUUAUUUGAUAAAAUAAAAUAUUCGUGUAACAUCUUAUUUUGUAAAACUUUUAAUUUAGUUUUUAAAUAUUGUUGUAAUCAAACAUUUGGAAAAAGUGAAAAUAAAUAAGAAGCUAAGAAAUGGCAGAAAUAGAGAUAGGGUGGUGGGAAAUAUUGCUAGGAGUUGCAUUUUUGUUGAUGUUUCACCUAUGGAGGGAAGAGAGGAAGAAGGGGCUUCCCCGGAGUUAUCCCUUUCUUGGCAUGUUGCCGGGCACUCUAUAUUACAUAAACCAAAUCCACGAGAGGGCCACGAUGACCAUGCGGCGAUCCGGCGGCACUUUCCUCUACAAGGGGCCGUGGCUCGCCAACAUGGACAUCCUGGUCACCGUCGACCCCGCAAACGUGCACCACAUCAUGAGCGCCAACUUCUUGAACUUUCCGAAAGGCCCCAAGUUCAAGGAGAUGUUUGACGUGUUGGGGGACGGGAUUUUCAACGCCGACUUGGACCCGUGGCGGGCCCAAAGGAAGAUCGCGCGGGGGUUGAUCAUGCACGUGCGGUUCCAUAAGUUUCUGGUGCAGACGAGCAAGGAGAAGGUGGAGAGAGGGCUGAUGAAGGUAUUGGAGCACGCGUCCGACAACGGUUUGGUAUUGGACUUGCAAGACUUGUUCCAGCGGUUCACGUUCGACACCAGUUGUAUUCUCUUCACGGGGUAUGACCCUGGCUGCGUGUCCAUCGAUUUCCCUGAGGUCCCGUUCUCGAAGGCGAUGGACGAUGCAGAGGAAGCCAUUCUCGUUCGGCAUGUCGUGCCGGAGUUGAUAUGGAAGGUGCAGAGGUGGGCAGGAGUAGGAGCAGAGAAGAAGCUGAGUUGUGCUUCGAAGACGUUGGAUCAAGUCAUUGGACAAUACAUAGCCAAAAAGCAUCGAGAACUGAUGUCCGAAAAUAAGGACACUAGCGAGAGUUGUGAUCUACUCACCGCUUACUUGAUAGAAAGCAAGGAUAAGGAUGACAACAAGUCGAUGAUGGGGUUGAAGCUAGACGACGACAAGUUCUUGAGAGACAUGGUCAUGAACCUGAUGAUUGCGGGGCGUGACACGACCAGCUCAGCCCUCACUUGGUUCAUAUGGUUGAUCUCCACCCAUCCUCGCGUCGAGUCAAAAAUAAGAGAUGAGCUCAAAACCCUAAUAACUCCUCCCUCAGAGUCCCAGAAAUGGAGGGUUUUCAAGCCAGAAGAACUCAAAACAUUGGUCUAUCUGCACGCCGCAUUAUGCGAAUCUUUGAGAUUAUACCCUCCAGUUCCCUUCCAGCACAAGGAACCAACCGAGGUGGACACCCUCCCGAGUGGCCACUUAGUCCAUCCUAAGAUGAAAAUAAUGUUUUCGCUAUACGCAAUGGGGAGAAUGGAGACUAUAUGGGGAGAGGACGCGUGCGAGUUCAAGCCAGAAAGAUGGAUUUCAGAGCGGGGGACGGUAAAGCACGAGCCUUCGUACAAGUUCUUGGCAUUCAAUGCAGGGCCAAGGACUUGUUUGGGGAAAGAAGUGGCUUUCAUUCAAAUGAAGGCCGUGGCUGCCUCAAUCAUACAUAAUUACCAAGUUAGGGUUGUGGAAGGCCACCCGGUGGAGCCAAACACUUCUAUUAUUCUCUACAUGAGACAUGGUCUCAAGGUUAGGCUCAAAAGAAUAACCAAAUAGUUCAAUCAUGUAUUGUUUGAAAGUUGUUGAUCGUAGAUGACAUACAUUAUUUAUAAUUACUCUUAUAGAUAUAUACUAUCACAAGAGUAUAUUGCAUGCAUGUGCUUCGUUUGUGAAUAAAUGAAUGCAUAUUUA
This is a messenger RNA of Cuscuta campestris, 2807 nucleotides long. Lineage: Eukaryota; Viridiplantae; Streptophyta; Magnoliopsida; Solanales; Convolvulaceae. The record is from the annotation of a GenBank genome assembly.